Prorocentrum cordatum is the source of this 308-nucleotide messenger RNA. The record is from the annotation of a GenBank genome assembly. Lineage: Eukaryota; Dinophyceae; Prorocentrales; Prorocentraceae.
GUGGACUUUUCCUGGUCGGGCGACGCCGACCUCUCCGAUGCAGGGUUGCAGGGCGACUACCUCGAGAGGCUGGCAGCGGGCGCGUGGGGCGUGCGCGCGGCCUCGCCCCCCUGCAGCACCCUGUCGCGAGAUGUGGACGAGCCGCCGGGGGCGCUGAAGUGCCGGGCGUCCAAACAACUCGCCGACUUCGCCCUCCGCGCGCUGAAGACAGCUGGCGAGCAGCGGCGGGCGGCUCACAUCUCGGAGCGACCGGUGGACUUCGGCGCCGCCCAGAGGGGCGACCUCUGCGGUCAGCGCCCCGCCAGCAU